CAGUUGCUGCUUCUACGCCCCCCCAGCCAGCGGCCAAAAGAAGCCCGGACCAGGCCAGGACCCAAAUCUUUGUCACCCUUCGCUUCCAGCUAACUUCCCCUUCCCUUUCCAGUCCCAGUUCCAGUCCUUCCCAACGUCAAUCCAGACAGAGCCACCCCAAUCGGCCCUGUCUCUUCCUCCUCUUUCUUCAGCAAACCACCGUGCAUCAUCCCGGCCUGGCUAUUUAAUUCCACGGCCGCUUUUUUCUGCACACGUCUUUCUGCCCUCCCCCAUCUCCUCUAGCAAGAGGUCGCGCGUCGCCGUUGUCUAGAGCAGAAAACCAGCCGCAAACAGAUCUCGCCGUCAACAAAGCAAAACGCCCAUCCUCAACCAUGGCUGAGAUUCGCCGCAAGCUUGUCAUCGUCGGUGACGGUGCCUGCGGUAAAACCUGUUUGUUGAUUGUCUUCUCCAAGGGCACUUUCCCUGAGGUCUACGUCCCUACCGUCUUCGAGAACUAUGUCGCCGACGUCGAGGUCGAUGGCAAGCACGUCGAGCUGGCGCUAUGGGAUACGGCUGGACAGGAGGAUUACGACCGUCUGCGCCCUCUCUCGUACCCCGACUCUCACGUCAUCCUGAUCUGCUUCGCUGUCGACUCGCCCGACUCGCUGGACAACGUUCAGGAGAAGUGGAUCUCCGAGGUCCUGCACUUCUGCUCCGGCUUGCCCAUCAUCCUUGUUGGAUGCAAGAAGGAUCUCCGCUACGACCAGAAGACGAUUGAGGAGCUCCGUAAGACGAGCCAGAAGCCCGUCUCGCCUGAGGAUGGCGAGGAGAUUAAGAAGAAGAUCGGCGCGUACAAGUACCUUGAGUGCUCGGCCAAGACCAACGAGGGAGUCCGCGAGGUGUUUGAGCACGCUACACGAGCGGCCCUGCUGUCCCGCGGCAAGGCCAAGAAGAAGAAGUGCCUGAUCCUCUAAGCGAGCUUGGUUCCUAGCAACACCCUGAUCGCCCCUAAUCCCUGCGUCGAAUCCUUGUUCCUCUUUUGCGAAAGGCCCCUCCGCCGUUUGUAUGAUAUCCCCGAAAUCUAUCACCAGGUUAGCACACGCCAUGCUCUGAGCCAUCGAUUUUUCUCUCUGCCGUUAGAAUUUCCGACGCAACCGACGGACCCGGGGAAGCAUGCGAUGGUCCUCGGAGGGGUCCAAAGGUUCUGGUGGAGUUACGGCUCAGUUAGUCUUGUUUCCCGUUGUUUCUCCUUGUUUCUUUUUCUCGACACUUCCGACUGGAGUUCUACCUGUUCUUUGUUUUCUAUCCUUGACAAGCUCCGAACCCGCUUGGCCUGCGUCAUUGCUCCAAGUCGUGCCGCACGGGACGAGGCAUGGACAGGGUAUGGGUCGGGGUUCCUCCAGCACCGCGUCGUGCAGGCUUGGGGGAUAUACACUUUCAUAAUCUCCCUUUGAUUACGGCAAGGCAGCACAAAUCUUUCUCGCAUCUAAACGAGGGCGAGCCCUGGGUCAGAAGACAGACGAUGGAGACCAGGGAGAGACGGGUGGCGGAAGAAGAUGGGAGGGUAGGCGGGCCAGGACACCAGAGUGGAAAGGCAGCAAGAGGUUAAACUCGCAACUGCUAUGGACUCUUUUCUCCCGAGUGACCGAACUACAACACUGUCGAAUGGGAAGUAACUCGGGAAAGCCUGGCCUGGCUUGGGGGAGAGUCGUUGUCAAUGUUUUGUUUUCGGAAGCUGGGUCGAGCCGCUGAGAAGUGACUAACCCAACUUUUCCAGGCGGAGCAUUUUUAUAUCAUAACUUGCGUUUCUUUUUUCUUUUUUUCCGCACUCUUGUUUGCCCCCCUGAUAUCCGUCUGAUGUACCUGGUUUUACCCCUAAUUCUUGUUCGAUGUCCCCUUUAAGUUAUAUCAUGCAUCGUUUGGCCUCGCA
Molecule: messenger RNA, 1909 nt
Organism: Gaeumannomyces tritici R3-111a-1
Lineage: Eukaryota; Fungi; Ascomycota; Sordariomycetes; Magnaporthales; Magnaporthaceae
Product: GTP-binding protein rhoA
Exons: 5
Coding region: 372-953 (193 amino acids)
Biological process (GO): small GTPase-mediated signal transduction
Molecular function (GO): GTPase activity; GTP binding
Source: RefSeq, a predicted model, not a curated record